This is a messenger RNA of Caenorhabditis briggsae, 2250 nucleotides long. The coding region runs from base 1 to 2250 and encodes 749 amino acids. Lineage: Eukaryota; Metazoa; Nematoda; Chromadorea; Rhabditida; Rhabditidae. The transcript is spliced from 13 exons. The record is from RefSeq and is a predicted model, not a curated record.
AUGCAGUUCGGAGAAUCGGAACAAGGAAAAGUGAUAUGCACGAAAGUUAGACUACGGUUUAUUCCCAUCAUUUUGAAAGAAAGAGAUGUUCCACAGAGAUCUAAAUUUUUUGACGAUUUCUACGAUGUGCCUCUCACCGCGAUCGCCAAGAUGGAAGUUGCAUUGGUCAGAGGUGGGAGUCGAGGAAAACCGGAUAAAUUUCACCGAAUAGAGUACAGUAUUUCUAGCAUGGAAACUGCCUCAGUCAUUAGACUGACAUUGAAGGAUAUGCGAGUGGUCACAAUCGAUUUAAGACGAUCUCAAAACGGAACUCAUUUGGCCAAUCAGAUUUUGUUUUUCUCAAAAAGUGGACCGAUUGAAAAGAUGACUCAAGUGGGAGCGGCGAUGGAAGAUCGAGGACAGAAAGCGAAAAUGCCUUACAAUGGAUACGAUGCGUGGCAUGCAGAGUUACAGAGAUGUCAACAGAAAACUGAUUCAUCUUCAAAAUGGAACAUUCUAGCUCUCCACAAAGAUGGAUUGAAUCCCCCUGGUCAAGGAUAUCCGUUGUAUGUAGUGGUGUGCAAUAUUUUGUCCAGACAAGAUCUCGAUAGGCAAAUGCGGCAUUUUAAACAUGGAAGGUUUCCGAUUUGGGUGUGGUCUAGAGCCAACGGAAAUGGAUCUUUGUUCAUUUCGGCCGACCAUGAACACAAUGUAGCGACGUCCGAAAUUCUAGCAAAAGUACAAGAUAGUAUUGCACGAUGUCAUCCGGAAGGUGAAAAACCGCAUAUUUUGAAAUUAGAUUCAGGAUUUGUUGCUCGUAUCGGGAAGGCUUUCGAUAAUCUUUUAUCGCUAUGUGCAAUUGAUUCCUACGAGCAAUAUGUGUCUCGACAGAGAAGUUGGAGCACAAAAGUACAUCGAACUGGAUGGUUACAUGCCGUACAAUCUUGUCUAGAAGUGACUCAUGAAACUGUUCGAUGGUUAAUUGAUAAAGAUCGUUCGGUAAUUUUACAAGAAGAGGAUGGAAAAGAUCUAUCGAUCGUGGUGGCUAGUUUGGUUCAGAUUUGUUGUGAUCCUUUCUAUAGAACAACUACAGGCCUCCAUCAGCUAAUUGAAAAAAUGUGGAUUGCGCUGGGCCACCCGUUUGGAGAACGUCUUCUAUCAACAGAGCAAGAGAAGAAACAACUGACGAAAAUGCCAUCUUCGAAAACAGGCAUCAAUCCGACGUGGCUUCUGUUUUUGGAUUGUAUUGCUCAGCUUCACAGAAUAUAUACAUUCGAAUUCACAUUCUCUCCACAUGUUCUCAUUGCGCUUUGGGAUCUCUCGCUGACUGGAAUGGUUCCAUCGAUGACGUGUAACAACCUACAAGAACAACUAGUUGCUCAUGUAGGCGGUGGACCAUUCCCUCUGGAUCGAUAUUAUGAGAAGAGUUAUUUGAAGAUGUUCGGAAAUGUUUGGCACGAUUCAUCACUUUUUAUAGAGUCAAUCAAGAAAAAUCAGCCAAUUUCUCCCCACUCCAAGUUUUUGCGAUGCGAAUCCAUCCGUCCUCCGACUGAAUUCUGUGAUAUCCAUCUCUGGUCAGACUGCUAUCUCCGAUGGAUUCUUCCAGCAAAUGGCAAAAAUUCUGGAAACCUUUCUGAUGAGCAGGCUCUCGAUGAAAAGAUGAUAGAGAUGGCGAAAAAAUGGAGAAGCACUGAAUGGAAGAAACAUUUGGAACUGCCAGAAGAAUACUCCUCUGCGUACCCCUACUCGAUUCCUGAAAUUUCGAGGCCUAUCAUGGAAUUGAAUGAUUCGGAUAUGAGACGUCCCGAUGAUUUGGAUUCGAUUUCAUUAGAUUCUACCUUCAAUAAUUCCAUUUCAUUUACACAAACGCCAGUCCGUAAUAAUGCUACCACUGAACCGAUAUUCGACCAAUCGACACUGGAGAGAAGAAAUCGAAAAGCAGCUGAAACAAUCGGAUCGGAAUCCCCGGUGAUUGUGAUGCGUCCCAAAGAACAAAUCGUUGGAUUUUCAAAAUACGCAUUCGAUGAAACUCCUUCCCGACGACAGCACUCGAAAACUAUUGAGACUCCGAUUUUGGAUAGUUUCCCAGCAAAAUACGAACACGCCUACCAACCAACUCCGGCUCGUCGAAGUAACACUGUUCGCUCGGAUCGUCCUAUUCCUCCACCACGCCCAGCUGGAUUGACUCCUUCUCGACCGGAAGCCAUCCUUCGUGUUCAUAUAGACCACCAUGAUGAUACCAGUCCGACAACUCGUGUCACUCGUUUCUAA